This is a messenger RNA of Lachancea fermentati, 1746 nucleotides long. The record is from the annotation of a GenBank genome assembly. Lineage: Eukaryota; Fungi; Ascomycota; Saccharomycetes; Saccharomycetales; Saccharomycetaceae.
AUGGGUUCAUCAAUCAAUUAUCCAGGCUUCGUGAGCAAGCCACAGCAGAAACCAACGAGUAAUCCGUUUUUCCAAAGAGAAAAUGUGUCUGUGAAACAGGGAGCGGCGAAAUCCAAGCUUUCACUUGCUCUUCAAACACAGAAAAGUGUAAAUGACGAUUGCAAGAACGAUGAGGACUCCGAUUCAGAAUAUUCUUCGUGCGAUGAAAAGAAUGAGGAAAGCCUGCGAGAUUACAAGCCUGGAGGAUACCAUCCGGCAUUCAAAGGCGAAACGUACAAGGAUGACCGUUAUGUAUUAGUAAGAAAACUUGGGUGGGGUCAUUUCUCUACAGUGUGGUUAGCCAGAGAUACCCUCAAUAGUGCACAUGUCGCAAUGAAGAUAGUGCGUAGUGACAAAGUGUACACCGAAGCAGCGCUGGACGAAAUAAAGCUAUUACAACGUGUUAGUAAGCACGAGGGUGUACAAGAGGGAGCUUAUGAUGGAUCAAAACAUAUUUUAAACUUGCUGGAUAGUUUUAAUCAUAUGGGUCCCAAUGGUAAGCAUGUAGUUAUGGUCUUUGAGGUAUUAGGAGAAAACUUACUGGCAUUAAUAAAGAAAUACGAGCAUCGCGGUAUUCCCAUGGUUUACGUCAAGCAAAUUGCAAAGCAAUUAUUAUUUGGUUUGGACUACAUGCAUAGAAAGUGUGGCGUUAUACACACCGAUAUUAAGCCUGAGAAUGUUUUAAUGGAGGUUGGAGAUGUCGAAACUAUUGUGAAGAUGGUAGAAAUGAUGGACAAGCAAAAACGAGACCGCAAGCGGUUACAAAGGAGGGCAACAAGAACUGGUGCUGAUUCACCUUACAACCCAUCGUCGAGAAGCAGUACAUCCAAUUCCUUAGAGCGGCUGUCCAGUCGCAGAUCUCGAAGACAUACUGUUAUAACAGGGUCACAACCAUUGCCCUCGCCAAUUAGUUCCACCAAUUUUUUUGAAAUGAAAAACCAAGUGCUGGGACAUUCGCUUCCCCGGCCUACAUCAUUUUCAUCAAAAAGUAAUGUUAAUAUUUCAAAUGCUGAUGACGAGCAAAUCACUAAUUCUCUCUCUUCGUUUGAAAUUACUACUCCCGGUGACGAUGAUCAUCUAGAGGACUCGUUGGAACAAACCGACAUAAUUCAAAUAAAGAUCGCUGAUCUUGGUAAUGCGUGUUGGUUUGAUGAACAUUAUACUAAUUCUAUCCAAACUCGAGAAUACAGAUCGCCUGAAGUACUUCUGGGUUGUCAGUGGGGAUGUAGCGCAGACAUAUGGUCCACAGCGUGCUUGAUCUUCGAAUUAUUGACGGGAGACUUUUUAUUUGAGCCAGAUGAAGGGCACUCUUACACGAAAGACGACGAUCAUAUUGCUCAAAUUAUCGAGCUUUUAGGAGAAUUACCCUCCUAUCUACUGUCUACCGGGCGAUAUGUUCGAACUUUUUUCAACUCGAGAGGGCAAUUGAGGAACAUUGCCAAAUUGAAGUUCUGGCCUUUAAAAGAUGUUCUCGUUGAAAAAUACAAGUUUCCUGCAGAGGAAGCACAGGAUAUUGCCGAUUUCCUCCUUCCGAUGUUAGAACUCGAUCCCAGAAAGCGUGCAGAUGCUGGAGGAAUGAUUAACCACCCUUGGAUAAAGGAUACGGUAGGUUUAGAAAAUGUAUCACUUGUGGAAAGAAAACUUUACGGAAGUGGUGCCGACAUACCUGGAUGGUUUCAAGAGGUGACUGGCCACCCAAGACAUUAA